Molecule: messenger RNA, 1780 nt
Organism: Medioppia subpectinata
Lineage: Eukaryota; Metazoa; Arthropoda; Arachnida; Sarcoptiformes; Oppiidae
Source: the annotation of a GenBank genome assembly
AAAACAUUUGCUGUAUUUCGUGUGGAUUCCAAACACCAUUUGAUGUCAUUAUUAUCAAUGUUAGGCCCGAGUCCUGACUGGAUAGUAGGCGUGAGUGCACUCGAACUCUGCCUUAAAAACUGUUCGUGGAUUACAGAGAAAGUGAUGAAUCUGUAUCUAUGGGACGCCGGAACCGAUUCCGGUAUAACAUAUUUAGCGCCAAAUUUCCCGACCGUUCCUCAGGAGAGGAUAAGAAGGAUCACAUCUACGAACCCAAACCACGCCGAGUCUCCCUUCUAUGACUCGACCGGCGCCAGAAUGAAACCCAUCGCGAAGUUAACGGUUUCUCGACAAAGGAUUUACGAGAAAGCGUGCGGAGACGACACCAACAAAUUGUCACCCGUUUGUGUUGGCUAUGACUGCGAAGACAAUGAGGACGACUCUAGACCCGACUGUCAGGUGACUGAAUGGACAGAAUUCACUCCGUGUUCGGCCACUUGUGGACACGGAAUACGAAUGAGAACUCGAAACUACAAACACGAACAGAUCGCUCGACAGAUGAGUUGUUUGACUAAAUUGAUCGAAAAGGAAAGCUGUGAAGUCAAGUGCGUUAAUGACGUGAGUUGUGCCACAACUUCGUGGUCGGAAUGGCAAGAAUGCAGCGCUGUUUGUGGCAAAGGAUUCCGCACUCGGACUCGUAAAUUCAUGAGUCGAAUGGCACGCAAACUGUGCACUCAAGUGGAGCUAAUCGAGAAGGAUAUCUGUAUGGGUCCGCAGACACAGUGUCAGGAAAACGAGGAAAUUGACCCCAAAUGCAGUGUCACUCAAUGGUCAGAGUGGACGCCCUGUACGGUCACGUGUGGCAAAGGCGUCAAAAUCAGAACCCGUCUCUUCAUGAGUCCGCGACAGUCUUCCAGCAUUUGUACCAUUGAUUUGAUCCAAAAGGCUCCCUGUGUUGCCGAUAAGAUUGACUGUAAGGUAGACUUAAGUGAGGCCAAAGAGAUUUGUAUGCAGAACAAGGAGGUGGGCCCGUGUCGGGGAUAUUUCCCCCGUUAUUAUUAUGAUGCGAGUAAAGGCAUGUGCUAUCAGUUCAUAUACGGCGGCUGUCGGGGCAAUAAAAACAAUUUCGAGAGAUAUCCCGAUUGUAAGCGAAUGUGCGAAGACAUGCUUAAGAACUUCGUUCAGGCAUCUCUACCCCCGUCUACCAUUGCUUAUGCAAAUGCUAUGAAAGACGCAACCGUUCAUCUCGAGAAAGGCCUCUUGACGCCGUGGUCUCAAUGGACUCCGUGUUCGCGUUCGUGUGGAAGCGCUCGCAAAGAAAGGAGACGUGAAAUCAAACUUAACGCACAAAACGGCGGCAAAGCGUGUCCUAAAAGACUGGUUCAAAGAAGGAAAUGCAAAGAUAAUCCCGAUUGUGACCAGUUACCAGUCGAUUGUAAAAUGGGUUCGUGGGGUGAGUGGUCUACCUGUUCAAAGACAUGCGACGGACAGGGCUUCAGAUUUCGUCAAAGAAGUAUUUCUGUCAACGCUUCCAACGGAGGCAUCGCUUGCGGACCGCAAUUCAAUCGAGAAAUCUGUGAAAACUUUAGACCUUGUUAUUAAUGUGUCACCAAAAUGACCCCGAUUAUUGUUUUCAUUAUGUCUAAUGAAUAAAUGUCUGAUAAGUCUUCCUCUAUUUAUUGUCGUAAAUACAACACAAUUGAAGCCUUAAUUGAAGUAAUCAUUUGGUCUACUGUUGGAAGCAAUCAAUUCAAAUAAAGUCAUUCUUUUGUAGACUAUUUCUACAUAUUAUAUACAAAAA